AUGGGGAGCAUUGCACCAGCCAGGAAUAUACGCAUAGGCGUCGAUGUCGGAGGCACCAACACCGAUGCCGUGGCGCUGGACCUCUCUGCACAGCACACGGAAAGCCGGGGUGUGAUUGCUCACUUCAAAACACCCACCACGCCCGACGUUACCUCCGGCAUCGAGACGGCCGUCGGCACCGUCAUCAAGGCAGCUGGUGUAUCGCUGGACAGUAUUGCCUGCGUGACCAUCGGAACAACUCACUUCAUCAACGCCGUAGUCGAGCAGGAUGCUCGACGUUUGCGCAAGGUUGGCGUUCUUCGCCUCUCAAAGUCCUUCCUCCGCCAGAUCCCGCCAUUCAGCGAGUUUCCCACUGGUCUGACACGCCUGAUGAAGAGCUACAUCGGUUACGUCGAUGGCGGUCUGCACAUUGACGGAGCCGAAGAAGCGCCCAUCGUCGAGGAGCAAGUGGUCCGCGAGUGCGCCGAGAUCAAGAAGCACGGCUUGUCAGCGCUCGUCGUGGCCGGCAUCUUCUCGCCCAUUGACGAAGAAUUCCAGCAGGAGAAGCGCGUUCGAGACAUCAUUCUACGCGAGAUCCCCGGAAUCGAUGUCGUCUGCUCGCACGAGGUCAGCAACAUCGGCUUCCUCGAGCGCGAGAAUGCGGCCAUUUUGAACGCUUCGAUCCUCAAGUACGGCCGCCGUACUGUCAGGGGUUUCCGCGAGGCGAUGAACAGGCUCAACCUCAAGUGCGGCCUGUACAUUACUCAAAACGACGGAACCCUGAUAGAUGCGGCAUCUGCGGCUCGUAUGCCCAUCAAAACAUUUUCCUCGGGCGCUACAAACUCAAUGCGAGGCGCCGCGUACCUAGCAGGAAAGUCCCUUGACGGUACUUCGGCCAUUGUCGUUGACAUUGGAGGCACCACCUCGGACGCUGGCGUUUUGCUGCAAUCUGGUUUCCCGAGACAAGCGUCUGCGUUCGUUACUGUGGCUGGCGUUAAGGUCAACUACAGCAUGCCAUUCCUGCACUCGAUUGGUCUUGGAGGUGGCUCGAUCGUUCGAGAGGCUGCCACAGGAAAAGUAACGGUGGGCCCCGAUUCAGUGGGCCACUACAUUACCACAGAGGCCAAGGUUUUUGGCGGUAGCAAGCUGACAGCAACAGAUGUCGCAGUCGCAGCCAAGAGAGCGGUAAUUGGAGAUGUCUCAAAGGUCAGCGAUGUGAGCUCUGAGCUUGUCAUCAGGGCCCAGGAGAGGAUAAAGGCUAUGCUGGAAGGAGUCAUUGAUCUCUGCAAGACUUCUCCGGACCCCUUGCCAGUCCUCCUUGUUGGUGGUGGUUCAGUCGUUGCCCCAGAAACUUUGAAGGGAGCGUCGAAAAUCAUAUGCCCACCUUUCCACGACGUCGCGAACGCUGUGGGAGCCGCAGUUAGUAAGGUUGGUGGCGUUGUAGAUCUCGUUCAGAGCACAGAGCAUCAAACGCAACAAGAGGCCAUCCAAAGGGCCAAAGACCUUGCCAUCAAGAGAGCAACAGAGGCUGGCGCAAUUCCGGAGACUGUCACCAUCACCGAGAUCGACUCGCUUCCUGUGUCUUAUGUGGCAAACAAGCUACGGACCGUCGUCAAAGCUGUUGGCGAGCUGGAUAUCGCGAGGCAGCCGACACCAUUGGAGGAAAAGGAUGAUUUCGGGGAAGAAGAAGUUGAGCAGAGCAAGGAUUACGGGGAAAAGUUCGUGGAAGAAGCGUCCAUCGACCCGUUCACCUACCGACCGGACGUCAAAAUCAAUCCAGAGACGGGCAUAGCCGAGUGGAACGUUUCAGAGACAGACGUGAACUGGCUUGCGGAAGGAUGCUACGUGCUGGGCUGUGCAGGAGGUGGCUCUCCAGCGGCCACCAGGAUCCAACUGCGGGACCAGCUGCGGGAGGGAUACACUUUCAAGAUCGUGGAUGCUAGUGUAUUACCUGACGAUGCCUGCGUCUACUGGGGCGGUCAUAUGGGUUCUCCGGCAGUUUCCGUUGAGCGACUGAAUGCCACCGAAACGGUCGAAGCGUUCAGAGCGCUGAUGGAGUACCUGAGACACGACUCCUUCGAUGCCGUUAUCGGUCUCGAAAUUGGCGGGGCGAACGGCCUGGAGCCGCUUCUCGUGGGCAGUUCCAAAUACUUCAACCGGCCAACCAUCGAUGCGGAUUUCAUGGGUCGAGCUUACCCAACAUACUGGCAGACGACAAUCGCGGUGCACGAGCCGGGGUCUCUCAUCCCCUGCGCCAUCGACUCUGGUGACGGUAAGACCAUCAUCAUGACAAGGGCAUCGACGGAUGAGAUUGUCGACCGGGCGCUCCGUGCAUCAUGCGCUGAGAUGGGAUCUCGUGUCGGAAAGGCGGGAGCGCCGACAACUGCGAGCAUUGUGCGCCGGACGGCGGUGAUCAACACGUAUUCGCUUGCAUGGCGCAUCGGGCGGUGCAUUGCGCGCAGUGAAGCCAGCAACACGCUGUCGAAGGUAUGUGAAUCGAUCGUGCAGGAGGUGGGUGGGGAGGCGACGGCUCGCAUUCUGUUCCGCGGCAAGAUUGUCGCAGUGGAGCGGCGGCUGUUCAAGGGCCACUCGUACGGAGAAAUCACCAUCGCAAGCAUGCCGGCAGAUGAGGAGGACGAGGGGGCCAAGGACGCUAUGCCGGCUUUGGCAACAGGCGGGACGCUGAAAAUCCCAUUCAAGAACGAGAACCUGUAUGCGGAACACAUUGCGGAAUCAGGCGAGCGGCGGAUGGUUUGCACGGUGCCAGACUUGAUCGCGGUGCUGGACACAGGCUCAGGGCGUGCGCUGGGAGUGCCCGAGUUUAGAUACGGGCUCCGGGUGACAGUGCUCGGAAUCACGGCAAGCCCGCAGUGGACCGGGACCGAAAUGGGGCUCAAGAUUGGUGGGCCCAAGGCGUUCGGCUAUGAGCUUGAGUACAAGCCGCUCGGGGUGUAUGUCGAGCCGAAGAGCGUGAUUGCGGAGUAUGUGUGA
Messenger RNA from Lasiodiplodia theobromae, 2970 nucleotides. Its product is annotated as Hydantoinase oxoprolinase. The transcript is spliced from 5 exons. The record is from RefSeq and is a predicted model, not a curated record. Gene Ontology annotation, biological process: glutathione metabolic process. Gene Ontology annotation, molecular function: 5-oxoprolinase (ATP-hydrolyzing) activity. Gene Ontology annotation, cellular component: cytosol. Lineage: Eukaryota; Fungi; Ascomycota; Dothideomycetes; Botryosphaeriales; Botryosphaeriaceae. The coding region runs from base 1 to 2970 and encodes 989 amino acids.